AUGGAGUCUCUAAAGCCCCUUCCCAGCCCGCCAAGCAACCCCAAAGCUGCCGAGCCUACAGGCCGAAAAGGGCGACUCCACUCCGCUGCGGACGAAGACGAAGAAUUUGAAUUCUUCCACGAAUUCUCACGAGACAAAGUGAAAGGCUUGAUCCAUCUCAUUACGCAAGAGCUAAAGACUAACGCGAUAGGCAUCGAGUUUUUGUUCUUACCGUUUCGUCCCGAGCAGUCAAAUGAAAAACUUCUGAGAUUUUUGAAUCAAGUAUUCCCUCUUGGCAAUGGAGUACCUGUCAAUGAAACAAAGCAAUCACGCAUAAUAAGCAAGACAGAACCAUGGACCUUGUUCCAAGCGCUCAAAUAUGUAUGGUGCCGACUGCCGGAGGGGCAAGUUAUUACUUGGAAGGCCUAUGAAGCCUUUAGAGUACGCGAACAAAGCGAUGGGUAUCGUUCAAGAUCUUUUUUAGAGCUAAUGCCAAAAUGCCUGUCAUCUCCAGAUCAUGCAUCUAUCGUGUAUGACUUUUUUGAUCUGAUUGUUACAGCAUCUUCGAACUCUAAACACAACAAGAUGAGUGCAAGAAAAAUAUCGAAGAUGUUUGGUAUCUGGGCGUUUAGAAGUAAGGUGGAAAACUCGCCAUACGAUUUUGGAGAGCCAACACCUGAAAUUGAAAAGAAAAACUCCUUUUCCGAAGGUAUUGAGCAAUGGAUUCCCGCCUCUGAUGCAAUGUUUCAUCUUCUUCUUGCUUUCAUCCGCAGUUUUAUUUCAAAUGAUCUGAAAGAUGCGAACAUCCCUACGUCAUUGAAAACUAUACUAUUCAAUAGUACUUAUCCUCCUAAAGGAUCUACUGCAUACGACUCAGAAACCAUUUUAACUGUUCCUAUAGUGAGUCUGAAAACCACCGAAUUUUCCAAAAAGCCUUGGCAGUUAAUUGAAAGAUGCAACGAGUUGUUUGACUUCUCAAACUACGAUGCUUUUGAGGCUCGCGAAGACUACGCUUUGUUAAAAUCGUUGUUCAAGAGAAAGAAGAACAUUGAUGGCAUUAGUCAUAAAAUGUCUAAAGAAUCGCGCCGCAUAAUGAAAGAGAUUUCAACCAAGCACUCAACAUUCCAAGCAGGUUGGGCUUCACAGAAGUGUGUGCCAUCAGACGACGGAAUGAAAAGAUUGGAAACGCAUCUCGAAAUGGGGCGUGUUGAUAUCGAUGAUUACUUUAUAUGGGCAUGGCUUUCUACACUAUCACACGAGCAGACCUCUGACAAGAAAAAGCUGUUCGGAAGGUCGCUUAUUUUAGAGUUUGAGUUUGAUGGGUUCAAGAAGUGGGUUAUUAUUGAGGAAUGUGAUCUAAGCCUCGAAUUGAAAAAACAUGAAAAAGUAGACUCACUUGAAUAUCUCAAACCUAGAGAUAACCGCGACCAAGUUCACGAACACCAAAAUCGUUCCAUCACUCCCGCUUACGAAAAGUUCCAGCAUAAUGUGGAGAAUGAAUCCAUACCCCAAAAUAAGGAUCCGCUGGUGCCAUUCCUCCAAAGUGACAAAUUGAAAGCCGAGGAAGGAAUAAGCCCGCCUCAUGUUCAAGAUAGACGUCAUCAACGCUCAGUUCCUAAAUGGAAUCCUCUCAAAUCCAUUAGAAAGAAAAGUAGUGGUAGCAGUUCAUCAAACUCACCGCUUCCGCAAGCUGCAUCGGAGCAAAACAAAGCUUCAAAGGGCUACAAAAAUAAGGAGCUUCCGCCAAGCCCUCCCCAUGAGCAAGCUUCAACUAGAGGAUCCCGAAAUGACUCUCGUGUUCUAAGCCAGUUCAGUAUGCUCAAUCCUGAAAACUACAAGCUACCUGCGAUUGAACACGAUGACUUCAAAAUUGAAAUUCCAGACAUUGAAGAAGACUCCAUAGCCCUUGAUCCUGAAGAUGAAGCUCACCACACGGCCCCAAUUCAAAAAGACAAUAUUUCCUUGCCUUCUACCAAUAACGGUAUCGAAGAUUUGAAUGAAAUGGUCGAUGAGCUCAGCAAACAAGUGAGGAACCUGAGAACGAAAGGAAACCAGUCGCCUAAAAGCUUAGCAACAAAUGCAGAAACAUUUGAGACUCUCACCAUGUUCGAAAGAUACAGAGAUCUACCCAAAAAUUCAACAGAUACUUUGGCUGGCAGUACCAAUUCUAGUACAGUCCCACCGUUACAACUUGACUCACCUAGAACCGAAAAACUUCCUGGAACCUUCCCUACCGAAUCUCCGAUCCGGAGAAGUCCCCAGCAAAGCUUUGAUUCGCACAAGGAAUUAAAAUCGUACCAAUUAAACCAAGCGAGCCAAGUCACCCAAGCGGAUGAGCCAAACCAAGCGAACCAAGUACAUCAAGUAUCGCCAAUAGUCUUCCCUAUUGACUAUAGUCAAGUUGCAAGAGCAGAAGUGUCCCCCAUACGAAGCCGAGGAAAUUCGCCUGUGAGAAAAGCACCCUAUCCGCAACAGGAAUUUGGCGUGAACAACGCGAAAUUUGAGAAACCAAUUCCCGAAACGAGAUCACCAACACCACCUCCCUCACAGAGCUAUAUUCAUUACGAAAAGCACAUGCCCACAAAUGAAAGUAGAGGAGAAGUUAAUAGAGACUUUGCGCAUCGUGCAGCCAACAGGAUCGAAAAUAAAGACAACAUCAAGUAUUCUUCCCACGAAGCUUCUUCAUACCCAGCACCAACGCAGGUUCAAACACCAGAGGGGGCUCAGGUCGCAUUUUCUGGUCAUAACGCACAUGGAUAUCACAGUCAACCAUUCGCCCACUAUCCUGACCAAUCAGCCGUUCCAAUUGAAGGUUAUACGAACCUGCCUGUCAGCCGCCCGGAACAUUCAAACAAUCAAGCAAAGGCCUUGAACGGUGGUCCCCCGCUUAGCUCCAACGGUAAUCGUUACAGCUAUUACCAAGCACCUUACGGUUAUCCUCAGGUUGCCCACCACUCAGGCACAACUGCAAGCUACGAGAUACAGGAAUCAUCACACCCUCCACACUACCCUUAUAACCCUGCAAAUGUGGCUGGUAGUCAACCUCAUAGGCUAGUAACACAACGCCCAAGUCACCCCGCCCAACAAACCUUUUCGAAGGCCUAUAAUAAUCAGCAUCAAUCACCUUCAAGCAACAUCCAUCCGCGCUUUCCGCCCCAGCAUGCUCGUCAGCACCCUCAUACACGUGUUAUCCCUCAGGCUGGUGCUUCACCUCAACCACCACAGGUUAUGAGAUCAUACGCUUCCCCGCAAAUGGCAUACGCUCCAACUGCCCAAGGCCCCGCACCAACUAGUUUCGUGGCGAGCCCGGGCACAAAUCCAGCAUAUUAUGGACCGGUACAUUCUCCUCCUGGUCCGCAGUCAGCUCCUUUCAUACCAGGAGUGCCUGUUGGAGGAAAAUUGCAUGGAGCUUAUGCCAAAAAGAGGGAAGACCGGAAAAAGCUGCAUGAUACGAUAAAAAACGGUACCUUUGGUAUUUGA
Molecule: messenger RNA, 3459 nt
Organism: Lachancea thermotolerans CBS 6340
Lineage: Eukaryota; Fungi; Ascomycota; Saccharomycetes; Saccharomycetales; Saccharomycetaceae
Gene: MSB1
Product: Msb1p
Exons: 1
Coding region: 1-3459 (1152 amino acids)
Cellular component (GO): cellular bud neck; cellular bud tip
Source: RefSeq, a predicted model, not a curated record